Molecule: messenger RNA, 956 nt
Organism: Kogia breviceps (pygmy sperm whale)
Lineage: Eukaryota; Metazoa; Chordata; Mammalia; Artiodactyla; Physeteridae
Gene: APLN
Product: apelin
Biological process (GO): signal transduction
Molecular function (GO): hormone activity; apelin receptor binding
Source: RefSeq, a predicted model, not a curated record
UCGGCCUCCGGCCUCUCCGCCCCCACCCCCGCCCCCUGGCCAGGGCCGCGCGGCGGCGGCGGCGGCCAGAGGAGCAGCAUGAAUCUGCGGCUCUGCGUGCAGGCGCUCCUGCUGCUCUGGCUCUCCCUGAGCGCGGUGUGUGGAGGGCCCCUGCUGCAGACUUCUGACGGGAAGGGGAUGGAGGAAGGCACCGUCCGCCACCUGGUGCAGCCCAGAGGGCCGAGGAGCGGCCCAGGGCCCUGGCAGGGAGGUCGGAGGAAGUUCCGCCGCCAGCGGCCGCGCCUCUCCCAUAAGGGCCCCAUGCCUUUCUGAAGCAGGUCGGCCUGCUUCUCUGGAGCCCUCGCAUCCCUUCGCCUCAUCUGGCCCCUGUUCUAGCGGCUGACGGCCCCGGCUCUUCUCCCCCACCAGCCUCCCAGAAUGGAUUGGCGUGCUCCAGCCCCUGCAAGGAUCCGUUCAGUCCCCCUUCCUGACUUGGGAGGCCCUGCACGGGAAGGCCGUCCUUCCUCUCCCCAGCCCUACCUCUUCUGUCUAAUACCCUAACAUCUAACCCUUCUCUCGGCCCUUCCUGCCUCAGGUAUGCCCUGGGGGCGGGGUGGAACCCGCCCUUCUUUAAUGGGCUCCAGCAGAUUCCACGUUUUCGCAUCAGCACUUCUCCCCGGGCCUCCAGAGGGGCACGGAGAGCGAGCAAUAAGAGACCCUGGUGAGAUGGACCGGGUCCCUCUGGGAUGCCCACAGGGUGCCUUGGGGGCAGGGGAACGGGGGCUUGGCGAUCUGGUGAAGGGGGAGUGAAGCAUUGGAGGAGAGGAGGAAUAGCUACUGUGGCCUCUUCCUCAUCCCCAUGUUUGGCCCGGUUAAGGAAGAGGUGAAGGAGAGGGGCCCUGGAGUACUUUGCCCCUUCUCGCGCUUCACUGUGCCGCCUAACAGUCCCUCCCACUCCCUCCCGCCCCCCGCCCCCC